UAGUUCUGUUCAAACAGCGCUCAUUGUCAGUCGAAUCGAGCGGCUUUGACAGUAAUGGAGAAAGUGUACGUGAUGUGAAAGAUUUCAAAGUUCUCUUGUCAUUCGUAGAUUGUUAGACUGGUCUGAAAUCAUGGAAGAGGUAUUUCAAAACGGGAAUUAUCAAAGAGAGGCAAAUGCGAACAUGACCACUACGGAAUUGCAGAAAGAGGAUUCAUUACUUGAGCAUAUGGAGAUUUCAAUAGUCGAAGCUGAGAAACGAGCAAAUGGAGCAUUAAAUUUAAGAGAAUUUUAUAUAGUUUACCUCAUUGAGACUAAAGUUACUGAUCCAGACUUCAAAGGGGCGCUUAACAAAAUAAGUUCUCUAUGGCGUCGAUAUACAGAAUUCGAACUGCUUAGAGCUUAUUUAGAGAUUUCAUAUCCCUAUAUUGUACUGCCUCCAUUACCAGAAAAAAAAGUUCUUUAUCCUUGGCAAAAGGUUACCACAGAUACAUUUGAUCCAGAUUUUGUUGAUCGACGUAGAGCAGGUCUUGAGAAUUUCCUUCUGAGGGUAGCAUCACAUCCAAUAUUAUCUCGUGAUGAGCAUUUCAUGGGGUUUCUACAACAGAAGGAUGGCUGGAGAGAAAGUGUUAAAGAGACUGGAUACUUACAAUUAGCAGAAUCAAAAUUAAAAGCAUUGAGUGUAGCUGUAAGAUUAAGGAAACCAGAUAAAAGGUUUGAAACAAUAAAGAAUUAUGGAAUUGAACUUCAGAGUAACUUAUGCAAUCUUCUACGAGUGCGUGCGCGUUUAGUGGAGAAACAGUACAGUUUGUACAAACUACAUGCAAAUUAUGGUCGUGUAUUUAGUGAAUGGAGUGCCAUAGAAAGGGAAAUGGGUGACGGCUUACAGAAAUCGGGCCAUUAUUUGGAUUCAUUAGCUGCAAUGAUAGAUACAACUCUUGAAGAAGAAGAAUUGAUAGCAGAUCAAUUAAAGGAAUGGUUAUUUGGUGCUUCUGCAUUACAAGCAGUUGUCAGGCGAAGAGAAGCUUUACAGUUAACUAAAGAUGAAACUCAUGAUGCCUUGACCACUGCAUUGGAGCAAAAAGAGAAAGUUAUGCAAGGAAAGUCAGGAUUAAUGUCACGGUUGUUUGGUUCAGUAGACACAGAGGAGGUACGCGAAUUAAAGAUAUUGCAGUUAGACCAAAGAAUUGCACAGCAUGAAGAAGCUGUCAAAAGGGUAGAUGAGGAUUUAAAGUCUUUUUCUAUUAAAGCAAUGAUGGAUAUAGAAAGAUUUCAACGUCAGAAGGUAUUAGAUUUAAAAGAAAUAUUAGCAGCAUACUGCAUCUUACAGUUCAAACUCGCUAGAAAGGGGCUGCAAGCUUGGCAACACAUUAAAAAUUGCCUCGAGAGUAUGCCAUAAAAGUCGUUUCUUAUUUCAGCUGACAAAGAACAAUAACUGUUCUACACCUCUCGCGCGAUCUACAUUCCUAUAUUUGUAAGCUCACUCAUAAUAUACGCUUAUUAUUACAUGAA
This is a messenger RNA of Nomia melanderi (Alkali bee), 1509 nucleotides long. Its product is annotated as sorting nexin-4. Gene Ontology annotation, cellular component: early endosome membrane; plasma membrane; SNARE complex. Gene Ontology annotation, molecular function: phosphatidylinositol-3-phosphate binding. Lineage: Eukaryota; Metazoa; Arthropoda; Insecta; Hymenoptera; Halictidae. The record is from RefSeq and is a predicted model, not a curated record. Gene Ontology annotation, biological process: positive regulation of autophagosome assembly; protein transport.